AUGACUGCCGAGCUUCCUUCGAUCAAUAGUACAACAAGCAUCUCGGAUAAUGUUGACCUGAGGAACUACUAUGACAACCUGUUGUUCAAAAACGGCAGUGGCAAAUCACUCACGGACUUGCCUAGGAAGGCGGCAGCCGCCGCCUCCGGCGUGCCACCUUCGGGGAAGAGCGCUCACGCUUUGAGCAACGAAGUUAUGGCAGGCAGCGAGGCCGGGAACAACGAAAAGGGUGAGAAAAAGAUUGAUUUUAUAACCGGUUUCGAGAAUGCGCAUGGAAUGCGGUCUGUCGCAGCUCAUGGACCGCCUUUCACGUCUUUGCAGAUGACGCCAUCGAACUCCGAGCCUAUACCGCUUUCGGCGACGCCGCCGCUGAUGUCUUCGCAUGGUUUGUUACGUCCUUCACAGCAGAGCUUCUUUAAUGUUUCCAAUCAGACCCCAGUGGUAUACCAGUCUAGUGAGCCUGCAAACGUCCUGCCGUUCUCGUUUAAUUUUGAUAGAAAUAAUGAACAACAGGCCUACUACUCGAACAACCUGGCCCAAGGUUUUACGUCAAACUCAAUGAUGCCACCUAUGGGCUCUUCUCAGACACAGUUUGUGGAGCAGCAACAGGCAAAUUUGCAAGGCGAUCUGCUGUUGCCUCAAGGUCAGUUCCAUUCUCAGCAGCCGCAUUCCGGGACAAGGAGAUCGUCUUACAUCUCAGAUACACUAAUACAUGGUCAUCUGGGGUCGCUUCCAAACCCAGAGACUGUGAGUGCGAUGAAUGGCCAGGUGAUGAAACCCGCUGGCUUUUCAGCUUCUGCAAGUGAGAUGGCUCCGCCAACUACAGCACCCGCUGCACCAUAUAAGAAUAUGAUACCCCAGCAUUAUCCUCCUCGGAGAAAUACGCAACCAGUAAGCUCCAUAGGAUCUUCUACGAUGCCUUUUAGCCCACCACAUCUAGCCAACAGCAACGUGAGAAACAGAUACUUGAGCCAUUCGAAGCAGCAACAGCAGCCACAUCACGCAAAACCACUUGCAAGAGAAGAUUCGAAGGGAGAGGUGCUUUUGGAGAACGGGUUACUUCUUGUCAAUGCACAUCAAAUUGUUUCUUCUCCUGAUCUGCAGGCGCUUUACGCGGAUUGUGGUGGAAAUUAUUUCUCAAGCCGCCAAGUCUACGAAUUUGCCGACCGCAUUAAAUCAAUGAUGCGACCUACCAAUGGCUCUUAUGAAAGCAAGAAAUCUCAGGCGAUCGCCAAAUUUUUAACAUUUUUGAAAAGCUGUAACUUGAACUAUAAUCCUCAAUCCGAUGCGUUCAUGUCGGAGAAGCGGUUCUCGAAGAGCCCCAUUGAGCGCAAGGCAGGCCUACCUGAGGACAGCAACCAUGGUGGGAAGCAAAGCCCCCCCGAGAAAAGGUCCGGUUCCACUUCGUCAUACUUGCACUACAAGCCGCUUGUGCUAGUGGCUCUGAAGAACGGUAAAUUAGAAUUGCUGUCAACCCCGCAAAACACCAACAUUUUAAUGAAGCGGGACGAUUUGGUCAUUAUCGAUGGUGACCGUGGGAAAGAUCUCGCGCUUGUCGUUGAGCCCUCCGUGGAUCUCGACUUGGCAUUGUUCAUCAAUUUUUUGAAGAAGAAAAUCCAUUUCGAUUCGUUGAUCACAACUAAAUCCCAGCAUCAUGCAAACGGCACGUUUAUCGAGGCACUGAUAGAUUCUACCAAGGGCCAAAACGAGAUACUGAACUCCAAACUGUAUGACGUGAUAGAGCUUACUCAGUUGAUAGUUCCUUCAAAGCAGGUUCUUCGGUUUGCCACCCCUUGGGAGGUCACAACCAAUCUUCACAACAAGUUCCAGGAUGAACUGAAAGCUCUCCACAUUGCACAACUCAAGCUCAAGUCUCUGAACAGCGGGUUCUCGCACCACCACCACAGCGUCAUGAGCAACGGCGCGGCGCCUGCUGGACAACCAGCGAACCGGCCGCAGUUGAAUAUCAAGAUCCUCAACGCGGAGUUCCAAUUCGACAGAAAAAAAUUGACUUUCUACUACGUGUGCGAGGAGAGAAACGACUUCAGGGAGCUAAUCAAGGAACUGUUCAAGUUCUACAAGACGAGAAUCUGGCUAUGCGCGAUUCCCAACAACCUGGGGAUUGACGCCAAGUACUACGACGCGCAGCGCAAGGAGCUCAAGAUGUACCAAGACAUGAUGCAACACUACGCGACCGACGAUCUCGCGGACGCCAACGCGCAGCAAGGCGGCGGCUUCAUCAUCGCGCCUCCGCUGAACAAGAUAGAGCUGGACAACUUCCAAAUUGGCGUGUACAACGAGCUAGUCGACGAAUUGUUUAGUUCGUAA
This is a messenger RNA of Torulaspora globosa, 2328 nucleotides long. RefSeq names its product PSP1 family protein. Bases 1 to 2328 code for a protein of 775 amino acids. The record is from RefSeq and is a predicted model, not a curated record. NCBI's taxonomy places the organism in Eukaryota, Fungi, Ascomycota, Saccharomycetes, Saccharomycetales, Saccharomycetaceae. The transcript has a single exon. Gene Ontology annotation, cellular component: cytoplasm.